Molecule: messenger RNA, 5542 nt
Organism: Bicyclus anynana (squinting bush brown)
Lineage: Eukaryota; Metazoa; Arthropoda; Insecta; Lepidoptera; Nymphalidae
Exons: 6
Coding region: 366-1262 (298 amino acids)
Source: RefSeq, a predicted model, not a curated record
AAAAGGCAACAAUGGAGAGUUUCGUUUGUGUGGUUCGUAUUCGUACUUCGUGUCUUUUCUAUUGAAGACAAUAUUUAUUUCGGGCCUAUAAAAUCGCCCGUUAUCUGACGACAUUAAGUGUUUUGUGAUGUGCAUCUUUUCGUAUUAAAUAUUGAUGUGUGUGACCUCUAUACCAAUUUUGUCGGCGGUGUUUCUUUGAUUUGGGUGAAUGCGUCGGGCUGGGCGACUCGUGCCGCCUGGUGUCUACUGGCUUUAGAAACGAGAUCUGACAAUCACGGUGAUCAACAUAUGAGUGGACGGUGAAUCACCCGGUGACGUAAACGGUCGGAGGGCGAGGGAGCGGCGGCCCCCACCACGCUCCCGUCAUGACGCUGCACUGGUGGAUGCACUGGUUCUGGGUGACAAUGCUCCUCAUCGUCACAGCGAGUACCGGAAGAAACCUCGCAGCGCCCCAAUCUGAUGUAAUGCACUACGCGGACUUCGAGAUCGAGCCCCACGUCGCAGAGAGACAAGCGAGGGCUAUGUACUUCACGAAAACCCCACAGAACACAAACACAAACAGAACAACGCCAACUACACAGAAAAACACAACAGAGAAAGAGCCGACAAAGACGGAGACAUUUGUUACAAACAUGACCUUAUCAUUGACAAACAUAACACAAGUACAGACGAGAAUAAAAUGGACACCGAUCAAUAUAACAGACAGCAACGUAUCUAUUAUAUCACUGCCAGAUAACACAACAAACCUAAAUUUAACAAUGGAUUUCACUAACACCGAAUCUCAGAACUCCACAUUUGCGAAAAAACGCAAUUUGACAACGCCCGAUUUCGUCAAAGAAGACCUCACUUUGGAAGGCGCUUCCGAAAGUCGGAUAGUCACUGAAAAGCCCUUGUCUUUAGAAACGGCGUUUUUACAAACAAGGAUUCCACCGAACGUAGAAAGUUCUAGAAGGAUAAUAGAUACUACCGAUGGUGGCAUGGACACUGGAGCGAUAGCUGGGAUAUCAUUCGCUGCGUUGGUGCUGGCAGCAUUGGCCGGUAGUACGGCAUUCGUUCUGUACCGUCGAAGGUAUCUGAAUAAACCGCAGACUCUGAACGAUAAAUGCUCGAACCCAGAUUCGAGUGGAUAUUUGGACGACAGUACUAUCAGGGACAACUCUGAGGAGAUGUACAGUUUGGACAACGAUUCGUUCUUGAACUCGUUGGAGGCGAUGACAAUACAAAACUAUUGGACGGACACGGUGAAACACACCAAGCUUUAGCAUGACAUCAAAUUGACUACAAUUAGUGACAUUUAAACUUGAAUUAUUGACAUUAAGACUAAUUGAAUGUCACAGAAACAAUUCCAGUGAAUUCCAUAAUAUAUUGUAUUUUGACUAAAAUUCUUAAUAAUAAUUGUGACUAAUUUAUCAAAACAUUUAUGGUGGUAUUAACAAGUCAAAGGAUACAAAAUUCUGUAUUCUGCAUUAUACUAAGUAAGCCUUAAUUAAAAUGAAAUCUUAAAUAAAUUUCAGUGUUUUAGAAUAGGUAUAUGGAAUGUAAAUCUUCAAUCUUUAACUUAAAGAAUUUCUCAAAAUAAGAUCAUAAUAUAUUUAAUAUCUGUCUAAUAAGGAUUGAUUGCGAUUGAUAUUUAUCAUUUAUUUAUUUAUUUUCAUUUCGUGUUGCAAUAUAAUUUAUAUAAACGUUUAGUGCUUGAAAUAUAUUCUACUGGAUGUUAAUUUUAUAUAAAUUAUGUUUAUUUUCUUAUUAUUUGUGUAUGUACCUAUCUAAUAUAUGAGAUUGAUAAAUGUUAUGUUCUUCAUUCGGAAAAAUAAAUAUAUAUUCUUUAAGUUAGUCUUCAGCCAAGAUUCUUAUUAAAAUCUGUUAAACAAAUCCAAAUUAAAUGAGGACAGGAAUAAAAAUCAAUAUAACCUUGUUGUGUGCAAACUUAAAUUUGAGGUUAUCAUAAUGAUAAUCGAAAUUUAUCAUAGUUUUAGUACACGAAGGCUAGUUUUUAAAUCCAUAUAACAUUUUAUAUGGACUAUAGAAAUGUUUUGAGAUUAUUUCUGGAGAUAAAAUUGGAUUUAAGUUUUGGUACCUACUAAUAAACAUAUAUAUGUUUCAAAAACUAUAUAUUAAAAUGAAAGGAUUAUUAAUUCAAUUUAUUUUAGUUCAAAGUUUUGUUUAGUGUAGGUAAUAAUAAAGCUUGAUUGAAGUCAAUAUAGUAUAUUAUAUACCUAUCUUAAAAGUGUCAUUCUGUGUCAACUAUUAUAAUACCUGUACUGUAGUAUUAUUAAUCAUAAUAAAGAAAAUGUAUCAUAAUAUUUUAUUGAUCGAUGUGAAAUGUUUAUAAUUGUCAAAUAAUAGUUAAUUUGUAAUAGGAAUCGACUAUUUUAUUUAUAUUAUUAGAAAAAAAAACUUUCCUGUAAAUAAUUUAUAGUCCUUGGGCCCAAGAGCAAAAUAUUUAUUCAUAGCUAUUGAUCAAACUUUGUGUAUAUGUUAUUCAUGACGAGUCAUGACACAACAUGAAUAUCACACAGUGGCGUGCACAUCAUACAUGCAUUAAAGUACUGCAUACCCUAAAACAUGUUUUGUUAAUGCUUAUCCAAAGCACAUUUGCCUAGUUUGGUUAAAUUUGCGUACUAGUGCAUACCCUGAUCAACAAUCUUAUGCACGCACAUACACAAAAUUUUAGUUAUGGUCAUGAAUAAUUAUUUUGUUCUUGGCCCUAACCCCCCAUAUUAAUAACCAUGAAUUAAAAUUUAAGCAUCAAUUUACUUCAAACUUUAAACAGUAUUGGUUAGGUCCACUUUACUUUGAACUAAAUCGGUGCUUAAAUCUUAACCUAUGUUUAUGAAUAAGGGGGUAAUAAUAAGUAUGAUUGUGAUAAUAUAUUUGUUGUAUUGUUAAUUGAAAUUACUUAUCAUAAUUUUAGUUCAUGUAGUUAAUAGUUUAUGUUUAUUAUUUUAUGUAAUGAGGAUAUAUAAAAAUUAAAUAUAUACAACAAAGUUAAUCAUUUUGUAUUAAAACUAAUACAUAAUGCAAAAAUAAUUAUUUCAUAUAAUUGUUCAAUUUGACGAUUUACAUACAGCUUGGCAAAAAAGUGUAAAAACAGAACUAACUUUUUUCCCUCUUACAACACUAUUCAACUUGUCAGUUGUUAGUGUCUACUGUCAAAAGUGAUUAUUCUGUCGGCUUUGAAGGUUAUGUUGCUAUGGUUACGUUUACGUUUCUCGUAUUCGUGUUGCCAUAUUGUCGCCUCUAUUAAUUUCUACUCUUUAUUGCCAAGCUAUAGCUAAAAUAACUAGAAGUAAGGAUGAUCUCAAUAUUUCAUGUUAAGUCACGAUUUAGUCUAAAAUUGUUUAGCUUUAAAAAUCCUGGUGUGGGUUUUGUAUUAACUAGUGUCCACUAGCCCACUGGUCGAAAUUCGAUCGUAAUCAUUAUUGAGAUGUAAAAAAAUAUAUAUAUGAAUAUACAUAUUCCAACAUUUUUUUCUACAUUUAUACAUUAGUUAAUCGUAUCUGAGUAUAUUUGUGACUUUAGAAGCGUAAAGUAUGAUGAAUAGAGACUUAAAACCGUUACUAUUCCUUUAGUUGCGGUUAAAAUUUUUUUUCGUUAUUGUAACACUAAUGCUCUAUUCUCAAGCUUUUAUAUUCUAAACAAAAAAAAGAAAAAUGACUGGAAUUUUAAAAAAUUAAAGGAAAAUGACAAAAAGAGAAACAAAAGGUCCUGAAAGGGUUUGCCUUUAUCUACUAUAAAUGCAUAUUAUUUAUUUAUCUUUAUCUAUGUCACUAUUAUAAUUAAUUCAAAAUUCAAAUUUAGCUCAUCUCAAAUAGGCUUACUUCACAAACACUCUACUAAAUAAUUAAUAUUUUUUUAAUAAUAUAUAAUUUAUAUUAAUAAUUUUAAAAAUUUCGAUAUUAAUUUACGUAAUUGUUGUUAGUGUUAAAUUUUGAAAUACAAAUUAUGAAAAAAGUAAGUAUAUACGGAUAUCAAGUAGACGCGUGACGUUUGUUUUUAUGAGUUUCACUGGCUUCACCACGCUGCUUGCAAACACUCAUUCUGGAUUUAUUCUUUAUUCUGUGUGAACCAAUUAUAAUAAUUAAAGUUUGUGGAGUUGGCAUAGCAAUUUUAGAUUUUGUAAAAUACACAUACAAAUACUUUUUGUCUCAGUUCAUAGACACAAUAUUUUUUAUUGCAAACAUUGAAAUAGUGGAAAUUUUAAGUACUAUGAAGUCAACUGUGUCAACUAAUAUAAUAUUUAAUAACAUUUAACGGCCUUGUUUACUUAAAAUGGCCUAGUCUUGCGCCUUAUCCUUUUUAUAAUGCCUACAUCAGAUUAACUCCGCAGUACCUACCCCCAAAUUACUUAAAAUAUGUUAACUUAAAAUGGACUAUCUCAUAAAUUUAUCGCCAUGGAGGUUUGAUGUUAGUAAAUAGAUAUGAAUACGACGAUGUUGAUUGGUAUAGGUAUUUAUUCUUUCACUGAUUAUAAUAAUUGUAAAAGGACAGAAAAUAAAAGGACUAUUAAAGUGAUGAUGCGGUGUGCGGAAUGGAGGAACGGUAAAGAUGUAAUGAUGGGCGAAACAAUAUAUCCACGCAUGCGCGUUCGAGGGAAUUCUAAAUAUGAAAUGAAUCUGGAAUGUGAAUGUAGAUGGCCUAACCUAAAGUGGGCGAACGAAAGAGUUCGUUCGCCACAAAUUAUCCGAUAAAAUUGGUUCAAAUGUGUUGUUUAUGAAUUUGUUAAUUUAUUUUGUAUUUGUUAUUAUAAUUGUUUAUUAUUUUCUAUUUCCGUCCAUAAAACGUUAAUUUGAAAUUGAAUUGCAUUUAAAUUUUUCAAUUCUCUCAGUCCUUAAGUUUUGGGUUGUUGAUUAUUUUUACUUAAACUUUAAUGUUAUGAACUUUUUUGUAUCAUUCGUUUAGAAAAUAUUUGUAAGUGACAAAACACUGUAUCUAAAAGUUUUUUGUUUUUAGUCACAUUGGAACCCUAUUAUUUUCAAGAUAUCUUAUCAACGCAUUUCUCAGUAUUUUAAAGUCUUAAUGAAAUAUUUAAAUGUGCGAGGAACUGGAAGUGUGUGUGUGUACCACGUGUAGUAAUAUCACAGCACAGUAAUAUAAUAGGAGGACAAGUUGAAAAGUAUCCAGUUUUAUGGUGUAAAUAACAGUUAAACACCUACUAAAAUGGCGUUAGCGUAAGUAAAUAAUGUGGUUUGAGUAAUACCCUCGAUAUUUAAAAAUCUAAUUAUUAUUAAGGGAAUAAUUGGUACAAUCAAAAAUGUAAUUAAAGUUAUUCGCAUAUCGCUAUUGUUAACAAACAUGCACUAUUACUAUAUCACAAUGAUACAGAUAUAAUAACUUUAUAAUUAUUAGAAUUAUUCUUCUCGGUGUGUUAAAUGAAAUUAUAAAAUGUUUUUUUUUUUUAUAGUGUUAAUGAAGUGUAAAAUAUUUUUGAUAGACGUAAAUAAAACCCCAAUCUUCGUGUCUGUAUUGUAAUUUAGUUAAAAAGAGUGUAUGUAGGUAACAUUCGUAGAAUAAUGUAUUAAAUUUAUUUUUACUUGCAAAA